Pyricularia oryzae 70-15 is the source of this 647-nucleotide messenger RNA. RefSeq lists its product as uncharacterized. Bases 85 to 468 code for a protein of 127 amino acids. The transcript has a single exon. The record is from RefSeq and is a predicted model, not a curated record. Lineage: Eukaryota; Fungi; Ascomycota; Sordariomycetes; Magnaporthales; Pyriculariaceae.
CAGCGAACAACCCAGCCUUUUUUUCCACAUCAAAACCCCUAAAAAAAACCGUAUUCUUCUCUACAUUCAUCCAGUCGUUGCAAAAUGAAGUCGGCAAUCAUCCUCGCAUCUUUCCUGGUCAACCUCGCCCUCGCCUCGCCCGUGCCCGCCGACAAGCGCGGCACCGUUCAGGGCGUUGGAAUUCCCAUGUCCGACACUGUGAGAUACAUCUUCGAGGUUCAGAAGCCUGCCACGGGCCAGCCUGAUGCCUACAAGGCCGAGGAAGAUGCCGCCGACCCCGCCGCUGUGCUCGGGGACAAGAUGACCAAACGGCACACCGUCGAGGGUGUCGGCAUUCCCAUGUCUGACACUGUGAGAUACAUCUUCGAGGUUCAGAAGCCGGCCGCGGGCCAGCCUGAUGCCUACAAGGCCGAGGAAGACGCCGCCGACCCUGCCGUCGUGCUCGGGGACAAGAUGACCAAGGCCUAAGCGAUUUUGGGCAAGAUGACCUCGUUGAUAGAUCAAUUGGUUGUUACAUGUAGCUGGGUACGGGAAUGGCAACAGUCGGAGGACGAGGGAGACUAUUACGAUCGAUUCUAUUUUUAUAAGGUAGCCCCUCUCAAAAAGAACAUGACUACUUCUUGCGUCUACAACCGCCACUUUUUCUG